Molecule: messenger RNA, 6270 nt
Organism: Schistosoma mattheei
Lineage: Eukaryota; Metazoa; Platyhelminthes; Trematoda; Strigeidida; Schistosomatidae
Source: the annotation of a GenBank genome assembly
GCCAUUUGAACGGGAGACGAAAUGAAUAUAACGAUACAUGAACCAUCCUAAGCUAGAUUACCUUCGACAAUUUGUGAAACCCAAUGACCCAAAGGAGGAAUAUAAAAUACUCGCUCCGAUCGGUAGUGGGACCUACGGAGAUGUCUUCAAGGCGGUUCAUCGUGAGAGGCGGACAUUGGUGGCGGUUAAAGUUAUGAAGAUUGAUCUAAAGGAUGACAUUCGAUCAAUUUGCCAAGAAAUACACACCUUGAGAGAAUGUCGGCAUCCAAAUAUUGUGCAGUUUUACGGUAGUUAUCUUAGGAAUAACAAAUUAUGGAUAUGCAUGGAAUAUUGCGGUGGACAAUCUAUGCAAGAUAUUUAUCUCUAUACCAGGCGUCCCUUAGAAGAAGACUGCAUUGCAUUUGUCUCCAGAGAAACUUUACAAGGUUUGAAUUUUAUGCACAAUCGUGGACGUAUUCAUAGAGAUAUUAAAGGUGCUAAUAUUCUUCUGACAGAUGACGGUCAUGUGAAAGUGGCGGAUUUUGGUGUUGCCGCCCAACUGAAUACUUCAAUUGCCAAACGAACAACUUUAAUUGGAACACCCUACUGGAUGGCGCCUGAGGUAGCUUCAAUUGAAUCUCGUGGCUCGGGUUAUGAUGGAAAGUGUGAUAUUUGGGGUGUUGGGAUUACUGCUAUUGAAUAUGCUGAACUGCAACCUCCAAUGUUUGAUCUAGACCCUAGGAAAGCACUACAAAUUCUGGGUUCGCGAAACUACAAGCCCCCUUCUUUACAAGACCGUCAUAAAUGGUCGCCAUUAUUUCAUUCGUUUAUUAAGUGUUGUUUAAUCAAAGCAGAACGACGAAGACCUGAUGCAGCUACAAUGCUUACACAUAACUUUGUUACAAAUCCACAUUUGUCUACUUUAUUAACUCAACGUCUGCUGUGCUAUCGGAGACAAUUAGAAUCCUCAGUCAAAAAUACUUAUUCCCAUGGAGACACAGGAAUAUCUUCAUCAAAUAAAAAGAAUCCUCCAUCCGGGGGUAAUUUUAUUCCUCCUGAUAAUCAUGAACCACCAGUAUCCUUUCCUGGUAUGCCUAUUUCAGUUCGACAGGAAGAAUAUUUCAAAUCUCUUCGAGUCAACGAUCUCCCAGUUAGUCACGGAAUUGAUGCUAGUGUUCCUGUUCAUUUUGCCCCAUCACAACAACUCAUUAUUGAACGAGAACCGGAACGAUUCCCAAGUGUACAAAUCCAAAGCAGUUUAUCUUGCUCUGAUUUAGCCGAUCUUAGCUAUAAUAGUGAUUUGCUUAGUGAGGUAAUGGAUGCAUUUGAAAAACGUCGUAGUGGUGUUGAUUUUCGUGCUUCUCAAUCCAUUGAUGGUUUCGAUGUUAGUCGGAUAGAUAAUAAGAUCCAAUUGAAUAAUGAAUCACAAAAUGAUACUUCAAUAAUACAACCGAACAUUCCUCUAGCGCCACGCUCACGUUCGAAACGACGCGCUCCUCCACCACCACCAUUACAGCCAUCAUCUACAGCAUUGAACGUUAUUACAACGAAUAACACUACUUCUACUACUACUACUAAUAAUAAUAUGUGUUCAUCAUUAGAUCAAAUAAUAAAUUUGUCUACUUUGGAUAUUGGCAGUAAUAUUUCAAAAACUGACAAGUUAUACAUCAAUGGUAUCUCUGCUCCAUCACAUGAAAAUCAUGUUGAAGAGACAUCAAAUGAUAUAACAUUAAAUUAUAAUAUUAAAAUAAUUCGAGAGGAUUCUAUGAGCAAUAAUGAAAAUGAUAAUGAUGAUAAUGGUAAUGAGACUGGAAAAUACAAUAGUUCUGUUAGUAUAAAUCAUAAUGGUCAAUUAUCCUCUUCUAUAAAUGAUAGUGAUAAAACAUUAACACCAGCUCCACCCAGACCUCCACCGCCUAAAUUAAAUAAUAAUCAUACUGGUGUAACUUCUUUGCCAACACCUCUUCGAAAUAGUAAACAAAAUGACGACUCAUCAAAGCAUAUUUCACGUCAACAUCAAUUAGAAAUGGGUAUUGGUCUUCCUCCUACUCCAAAAGUUCAUAUGGGUGCUUGUUUUAUGCAGAUAUUUGAAGGUUGUCCAUUGAAAGUGAAUUCAACUGCUACAUGGGUAAAUCCAGAAACUUUAAGUCAAAUUAUUCUGUUUGGCACGAACGAUGGUAUUUAUUACCUUGAUUUGGUCAAUUUAGCUGAUGGUACAUUAGAGUUGCUUGUUCCAAGACGAUGUCUUUGGUUAUUUGUAUUCAAAGAUACAAUGAUGUCAAUAUCAGGUCAACAUCCUCAAUUAUUUAGUCAUAAUUUAAUUUCAUUGAUGAAAAGUCGAACAUCACAAACACGAUUUCUUCAUAAGCGUUUUCAACCAACUGUCAAAGUUCCAGACACACGGGGUUGUUACAUUGCAACUGUGGUGCGUAAUCAAUUCAAAGGGAUGAAAUAUUUAUGUGGUGCUAUUGAUAAAAGUAUCCUUGUUAUGGAAUGGUAUAAUCCAAGGAAUACGUUUAUUGAAGUGAAACGUGUUGAAGUACCAUGUAUGCCUAAUCCAUUGCUUAAUUUCGAUUUAAUAAUUAAUCCAAAUCAAACUUUGCCUACAGUAUGCUUAGGUGUAUCAUCUACCCCAGAUCCACUUGUCUAUAAAUUGCAUCUUGUAAAUUUAAAUGAAAAUUCAAAUUCAUCAUGGUAUACAAAUCCUUGCCGAUUUGAAGAUCAGUUGCAAGUGAUUAAAGUUGUACAGCUUGAUACACGUUCGUUGUUAAUUUGUUUUCCCACACACGCCACAAUGGUGAAUAUGAAUGGACGUGUACUAGUUAGUAGAGAUGGGCGAAUAGCCAAAUUCCCAUUCGAUACAACAGUUGACUCUAUUGAAGUUUUUCUGUCGUCCUAAAGAACUGAUCCGGGAAGUCUAAGUAUCCAUGCAUGAAAUAGACUAGUUGUUAAAGACUUCAUGGAUUUGUAUCAUGUCUUGAUUUCGUCAUCGACAGCAAUUUUCCAAAGUAAACUCACUUUAGCUAACAUCAUAUUUCGGUUUACAUAAUGUGACAUUUGUACCACGUAACGUAUCCACUCCCACCACUGUGGGUUCAGAAAAUCUAUUAAGUAUGACAACACAGAAUGGAUCGUGCUGUUGUUUGAAAGAUUGAAAUAACCUGUCAGACACUGAACUCAUUAAGAGGUGAAUCUUUUUGAAAACGCGUUAUGAGUAUGUUCUUAUUUUCAGUUACAUAACUGAUUGAAUUUGUUAUAUAAAGCUAAUGUAGUCUCUAUUUAAGAUAUUAUUAAAACGUACUCCCUAGAGCUCUCCUUAUAGUUGAUGUUUUGAAUAACCUACAACUUUGCAUUGAUAUAGUCCAACAAAUGUAUCAUUUAUUUAGCUCAAAUCCGUCGACAAAAGUAGACAACUAUCACUUUGAAGUGUACUUUCCACUUCAAAUAUAUUCUAUUAUAUUUAAAACCAUAUGUUUAUGACAUUAAAUAACAGAAUAUUGACAAUCGAUACCUCAAAGCUUAACGGCGUUACAGUUAAUGAGCUCACAAACGUUUGCUGGUGCAUCUUGUGCCCUAAGCGUAAUCUGUUUGUUUUUUUUAUAAUUUUGAUGAGUUUGUACAUUUUAGUGUCAAAUCAAACACUCCAAUCUAUUCCCAUCCAUAGUUAAGAUAUUUUGACUUAUUAUUUUGAUAUUUUGACUCGUAUUUCCCCUUAUUAAAAAUUAAUAAUUAACAUCAUUUACAAAUUAUACUCGAUGUUAUUUUACGCUCUAUUUAUCUUGCUCUAGUUUGUUAUAGACAACUGAACACUUGUUUCAUUGUAAUAUUUAAUUCUUGAUUAUGAACUGUUGAAUAUUCUGAAGGCACUUUUUUUUACUUAAUCCAUUGGUAUAUUUAAAUUUAUCAUCAUAUCUUGUUUUGUAAUGUGAUCGUAACAGUUUACAAAUUUGUUUAUGAUUUCACAGAAUUAUCCUCAAUUAAGUUGAAUGGGUUAUUAAGAGACUAGUUCAAAUCGAAGAUAGUUUUUUAUUUGUGUCAUGAAUUGAUAUUAACUGGAAAAUGAUUGUAAUCAAUUGUUCAGUGCUCGUAGUAGUAUACAACAUUUCUUCACUUGAUAUCGGUUCGUGACGAUAACUAAAUUCAACUAAAUAGAUAAUUAUUAAAAACACUGAAUUAAUUCAUAAUUGCAGGCUUAGUUGUAAUAGGCUUUCAAAUGGAUUUUUCUAAAGUCUAAUUAAAAGUCAUAAUUAACAGUAAUUUUAAGAAUGAGGCUUUAACUCAUCAAGUACAUCAGAAGAGUAUUAUGCUAUGCUACAGAUUGAUUGAAGUUGUUAAUACGAAACUAUUCAAUCCUAAUUAUUAGUCUAGACGUAUUGUGUACCCAACACUACCUGGAAAUGCCCACUUAUAUCUUUCACGUCAGGUUCACAGUGUGCACUAUUAAUUAGCUCGUCCUAAAUUAGAAUGAUACAGUUAGUUAACCAGCAUUUCCUAGUAGCAGUAGAUGAUGCUCCAAGUGAUAUUAAUUAUUUAUCAAAAUUACCCCAUAAAAUCCCUACAAAACCACUUCAUAAUUAUUAUGAUAAUGAAUCCAGGUUUUCUGUUACUCUGUGUUUUUUUUAUAGAAUCUUGUAAUGAUGAUUCGUAAACAUAUCAUUUAAUUCAAUUGUAUAUACAUUUAGACAGUAAUAUUUCUGUUUAGUAUUUUUGUUGUUAAUCGACAGAGUAAUUCUUGUUCCAUACAUAAAAUUAAGUCUUUUUAUUCUUGAAAAUAUCUACAGUCACUAAUGUUUCACAUUCAACAAAAUUAGAGGUUUGAACAAAAUGAAAUUAGUAUUUUCAACUUGAAUUAGAUGUUUACUAGAUAGUUUUAGUUGUUAAAAGAAAAGGCAUAUGUUAAAAGUAUCCUAGUUCCUACUUUUGUUAAGAACUAAUUUCCUUUAAGAAAACAAAUUGUGUGUGAAUAAAAGACUCACUUUAUGUGAUUCUCUAAGUUUUAUUUCAAACGCAUAUUUAUUUCAUUUUGUUUAAUAGUUCGAUUGCACGACAGUGUACUCGCUUUUCAUACACAUGGUUUGAGGGGUAUCGAUUUCUUCGGUAGGGUUACACAAGAUAUUGAUGACGAUAAACAUGUAUAUCGACUAUUAGGAAGUGACCGGAACAUCGUUGUUGAGAGUAGGCCAAGUGAUAAUCCAAUGUCUAAUUCAAACCUCCUUAUUUUGGUUGGACAUGAAGACUCAUCCUGAUUCAUAAUUAUUAGUUUUAUUAUCAUUUCGGGGCAAAAUACGAAUUGUUUGCAUACCUGAAAACUGUUCAAAUAACUCAUUCAUUCUAUCCUCAAUUGAUCACAACAAAAGUAUUGAAUAUAUUAUUUCAUCGAGUUGGAAAGUCCUAUUCUAUUCGUUUUUGUAAUUGACGGUUUAUGAUGUUAUCUUUGCUAUGAAUUCAGAAAACAAUACAUACUCUAUUUCUGUAUGUCUGAAGGAUGGCAAAAGUGUCUUCUGUAACGAACUGUGAACAUUGUUUACUACUUGGUUUUACCAUCAUAUUUUUUUGUUGAAACCUAAUUUAUUUCUCUACCUUUUCAUUUCUUUUUUUAAUAGAAAAUAUUUCUCUUGUUAACUAUUUCUCUGGUCAAUCAUUAUUUUAUGAAAUUUGUACAGUCUUAGUUUUAUUUGUUCAUUUCUGGUCGACAUUAUGCUCGCCCACGAUCGGAUUUAUCUAACUAAUACGUAUGUUUUCGGAAGCUAAUAACGAACAUUGUUUCUGCAACUAAUUCUAACUUUCUUGUAAUAUCAUUUUUGAACAGUUCUGAUGACAAGACUGACACUGACUAAUCCAUUUAUGGUUCAACUAUUAUGCCGUAUCAAGUAACCUAGAAUACUAAUCGAUACUUCUUCAGUCGCCUCUGAUAACUACUUGAACGUGAAGCCUAAAUAACUUGUGAUAUGUGCAUUUUUUUCUUUUCUAGGCACUUGAUUCUAAAUCCGUGUGUUACAUAGACCCGAACAUCGUUUUACACAUCAAAGCAUAAUAUCCACAUGAUAUUAGCAACAUUAAUGUAAUAGAUUCAUUUCACAGAUUAGUAUAUGAACACUUAUUUUCGUUACUCAGCUAAAUUUUUACUCAUCUUGACCUAUAUAUAAUACAAAGUGCUGUUGAUAAGACUAGGUCUGGCUCUGUAUUGCACGAGAAUGGAUAUCAUGUUUUUUGUAACUUCAUUCUUCUAGUCGAUUCCAUAAGAGACUAGUUCUUAACUGCAACAAUAAGGAAAACACAUCCAGCCAUCUA